AUGCAGAGAUAAGUUUAAAGAUUUGUUAAUACUUCUUGUUAAAAUUGCAUCAUAUUAAGUAAGAAAAUAUAUAGUAUUUAAAGACUUCUUUUGUUUCAUUAGAUCAAGUUAUUAAAGUUACAAAUCGAAGAGUAAAUGCUCUUGAAUAUGUCGUCAUCCCUAGAUUCAUAGCUACUAUGAAUUACAUUGAUAUGGAAUUGGAUGAAAUGUCAAAAGAAGAUUUUUUCAGGUUUAGUUUAGAAUUAUGAAUUAGAUUGAAGAAAGUGCUUGAUAACAAGAGAAAAAUAAUUGAAAAGCAAAAUUAAGAAACAGCUAAAAGAUAAUUAGAAGUAGAGGAUAUGAAUUGGUAAGAGAGAGAGAGUUAUGAUAUGUUGGCAGAAGAAUAACCUGAUGAAGAUGUAUUCUUUUGAG
Paramecium pentaurelia is the source of this 411-nucleotide messenger RNA. The record is from the annotation of a GenBank genome assembly. NCBI's taxonomy places the organism in Eukaryota, Ciliophora, Oligohymenophorea, Peniculida, Parameciidae.